AUGAUUAUUUCGUCUUCACGAGCCGCUCUCUCCGCCUCUCUCAAUCACUCCUCAUUCCCUUCCAUCCACCAUCACGAAGCUUCCUCGAAGUCAUCUGCCGCGGUCUCACGGUUAUCGUCACCCUUCACCCCACCGCUCCGCACCCCUCAUUACCUCUCUAGCUCUACCCACUACCGCCCUAUCGCUCUCUCCUCGCGGCUCGGCGGGAUCUGGUCUACGGCGCGCCUAGUACCGAGGCGCGCAAGGGCGGCGCGAUGCGGCGCGACGGGCGGGGAGGAGCAAGGCGGCGCUUGCGAGCGGUUCGUGGUGACGACGCCGCUGUACUAUGUGAACGCGGCGCCGCACAUGGGAUCCGCUUACCCCACCAUCGCGGCGGAUGCACUAGCGCGGUUCCAGCGCCUGCAAGGCAAGGAGGUUACAUUCGUCACGGGCACGGACGAGCAUGGGGAGAAGAUCGCCCUGGCAGCGGCUAAGAAUGGGCGCACCCCGCAGGAGCACUGCGACGCCGUGGCUGAGGGGUACAAGCAGCUGUGGCGCAAGCUGGACAUUGCCUAUGAUCGAUUCAUCCGCACCACCUCGCCCCGCCACGAGGCAGUGGUGCGGCAGUUCUACGAUCGAGUCAAGGCGAAGGGGGAUGUGUACCGGGCUCAGUAUGAGGGGCGCUACUGCAUUGCCUGUGAGGAGUAUAAGGACGAGAAGGAGUUGGUAGAUGGUACCACGUGUCCCACCCAUCUCACACCCUGCGAGCACCGCAGCGAGGACAACCUCUUCUUUGCGCUCUCCUCACACCAACACGAUUUGGAGCAGCUGUUUCAGGACAGGCCUGACUUUGUGCAGCCGAGCUUCAGAAAGAACGAGGUGCUGGCGUGGGUGGCGGAGGGAGCGAGGGAUUUCAGCAUCAGCCGAGCGGCAGUGGCAUGGGGCAUUCCCGUUCCGGACGUGCCAGAGCAGACCAUCUACGUGUGGUUCGACGCUCUUCUGGGGUACAUCUCAGCGCUGUUGGAGGAGGGCGACGAGCCAAGCCUGGACACGGCAGUCUCCAGGGGGUGGCCCGCAUCCGUGCACAUCAUUGGCAAGGACAUUCUGCGAUUCCACGCAGUCUACUGGCCAGCCAUGCUCAUGUCUGCUGGCCUGCCGACCCCCACCACUGUCUUUGGCCACGGCUUCCUCACCAAGGACGGCCACAAGAUGGGCAAGUCCCUUGGGAAUACCAUCGACCCUGACGAGCUGGUAACAACGUUUGGUGCCGAUGCCGUGCGAUACGUCUUCCUGCGGGAGAUUGAAUUCGGCAGCGAUGGGGACUUCUCUAAAGAGCGAUUCAUUAACAUUGUCAAUGCCAACCUCGCAAACACCAUUGGCAACCUGGUAAACCGCACGUUGGGUCUGCUCAAGAAGAACUGCAGCAGCACCCUGAGCAUCGACUCCGCUGCCCUGCCCCUCGACCACCCUCUCCGCACCACCACUGCUGCAUCUAUGGAAACAGCAGCAGCGUGCUAUGCUGCUCUAGACUUCAGUGGCGCAUGUGAGGCGAUUCUGGCGCCAGCAGCAGCAGGGAAUGGGUUUUUGGAGGAAAGAGCACCGUGGAGCAAGUUCAAGAAGGGAGGGGCAGAUGCGGAAGAGGCAGCUGCGGACCUGGUGGCAGUGUUGGAGACGGCUCGCUGUGUGGCAGUGGCUCUCGCCCCCAUCACGCCCACGCUCUCUCAAAACAUUUACUUGCAACUGGGCUUCACUGCAGAGCAGUUUUCCGCCAUCCAAUGGGCUGACACGCAUUGGGGUGGGCUGAAGGCAGGGCAGAAAACAGCAGAGCCAGCGCCCGUGUUCGCAAGAAUAGAGCAGGAGGAGGGGGCAGAGGCAGGGGUGCAGGCUGCGGAUGACAUUGCUCGGACGGGCUCGGGGAAGGUCGCAUCGGGGGGAGCAAACGCGUCACCUUCCACGGUGCCGCUGGGAUCGCAGGAAAAGCAGGCUCUAUUCAUCCAGAGGCGGCAAGCGCUGCUCGACCUAGUCGACUUCGUUGGUCGCGGAGAAGUGAAAGUCAACGAGGCGAUUCUCAAAGGCAUCACGCGCACGGUUACAUUCUUCCGGCCGUUACCGCCGUCCGCGCACGCGAUGUCCGGGCCUACUACGGAUGCCACGUGGCCGCGCCUGAUACUAAUCUACGUGUACCUGGCUGGGUAUGUCGCGACGCGUUACAUCGACCGCAAGUUCAUCUUAAAGCUGCUGAACCUGUUCGACGCGGAGGACCCGCGCGAGCGGGAGUUUUUGAAGGCUAUUCUUCACCGGAUUUACAAGAGGUUCAAGGUUCACCGGCCGUUUAUCUGCGAAGCAAUUGGCAACACAAUCUACCAGUUUAUUGAGUCGGAGCGGCACAACGGCAUUGCGGAUCUUCUGGAGGUUCUAGGGGGUAUAAUUAACGGAUUUAAGCUGCCGCUUAAGGAGGAGUAUAAGCAGUUUCUAGACCGAGUGCUGGUUCCGCUGCACAAGCCUAAGUGCGUAUCGAUGUACCACGAGCAGCUGUCGUACUGCAUCACUCAGUUCGUGGAAAAAGACCCGAAGCUCGCGGAUUUGGUGUUGCGCGGAUUGCUUAAGUUCUGGCCCUUAACUAACAGCCAGAAUGAGCUGCUUUUCCUGGAGGAGUUGGAGAAGGUUCUGGAGCUCACGCAGGCACCCGAGUUUCAGAUGGUCAUGACGCCGCUGUUCCAGCAGAUCGCGCGCUGCCUCAGCUCCUCGCACUUAGAGGUGGUGGAGCGCACACUGCGCCUGUGGGACAACGACUACAUUGUGGCGCUCGUGGCUCAGAACCGCACCACCAUCCUGCCGCUCAUCUUCGCUGCUCUCGAGCGCAACGCGAGAAGAUGCGACGAGGAGAUUCUGGUAUGA
This is a messenger RNA of Closterium sp. Yama58-4, 2877 nucleotides long. The record is from the annotation of a GenBank genome assembly. Lineage: Eukaryota; Viridiplantae; Streptophyta; Zygnematophyceae; Desmidiales; Closteriaceae.